GAAGGAAAGCUAAGAGGGAAACUGAGGAAAGUCACAUUUACGUUAGCUACAUUAACUGCUACUUUAUUCUCCUUUGUAAUAAAACUGAGAUUCGCCAAUAGCGUGGUGUUAUCCGGAUAGAAUAACAUUAUAAUGUUAGGUAAUUUACGAGAUUAGUUGUCUGCAUCAAUGUCGUGACGCGGGUCUGCCAAUGCAGUUGUCUAGCUGCUACCUGAGCUAGAAGCUAUGCAAUAAAUUGCCAGCCUAGCUAACGUUAUUGCUGGUUAGCUAUCUUUCAUUUAUUUUUGUUACCAGGACAGAGUUGAUGUAGAUGACGUUUUUUAAAGAAUAAAGUUCAGAUGAGAGUUUAGCCUAGGCCUACCUGAAAAUAUUUUAGAAACGUCAAUGGCUGAGACUGUUGGAGCGAUUCUCAUGGACCCUCCAGUAAUAAGACGCAACCUCAACGCCGCUGAUCCCAGGAAAAUGAGGCGGAUAAUUGCGGAGGAUCCUGAGUGGUCUCUCGCUGUGGUACCUCUUUUGACCAACCUGUGCUUGGAACACAUUGUUAUUAACUUCGAAGUACAACCAAUGCUUCAUGAUCUCCUGCCUAGUCAUAAGGCAUACGUGCUGGAGAAACUGCCCCCAUCCUUGCCACUGGAGGUGACAGCCAAUUUGAUCAGUGAUGAAGGCUACUGGAAGAAAUGCUGUGUGGAGCGCUGGGGCCUGGGGGAUGUCACAGCCUAUGGGAACAGCUGGAAACGUAUGUUCUUCGAACGGCACCUGGAGAAAAUCAUCGAGCUCUUUAUCCCCGAUGUCACUGAUCCCAAGACGGUUCUGGACAUGGUUCCACUCUGCAAGAACUAUGUAAAGAAACUGAACAUCUCCCAGCUCCUGCCUCCCAUCAAGGCUCCUCAGAAGGCAGAUGACAACGACUCCUCAGACACAGGGAGUGACUCGGGCUUUGACGGGCCCUCUAUGGACCACUUUGACUUUGGUAUCUUACUGGACAAACUUAUCUACCUAGAGGAGCUGCAUUUAGUGUAUGGGGUCAAAGGGUGUGGCAUGAACUUUGAGUGGAACCUUUUCGAGUUCACAUUCCGAGACUGUGAAUCGCUGGCAAAAGCUCUUAAGCAAUGCAAGACCCUAAGGGUGCUCAGAAUACUUCAGAGUAAAGUGGACAACGAAAAGUGUCGCCUGCUGGUGAGCUACCUCCUCGAUCACCCAUCCCUGCAAGACCUUGACCUCUCUCACAACCUCAUCAGCGACAGGGGCGCCCGGGCCGUCGGCAAGCUCCUCAACCGGAGCCGGCUGCGCUCGCUGAACGUCUACGACAACCAGAUCCGCGGAGCCGGUGCCGAAGCGCUGGCCUAUGCCCUGGCCAAGAACACCAGCCUGCUGACCCUCAACCUGCGGCUGAACCGUCUGGGGGACGAGGGCGGACAGGCCAUCGCUCAGGCCCUGACCAAAAACCAGACCUUGGUCAACCUCCAUCUAGGUGCCAACCAGCUGACCGAGCCCACGGCCAUAGCUCUCUCCCAGGCUCUGGUGCAGAACAACACCCUGAAGAGCAUCAACCUUUCCUGCAAUCGGCUCGGAGUGGAUGGGGGCAAAGUUCUGGAGGAGGGCAUGUCACAUAACGACACCGUAGUGGACUGUGAUGUCCGACUCACGAGCAUCGAGCAAGAGAGUGAGGUCUGCAUCAGCCAGAUCUUGCGCACCAACCAGAGCAAGACUCGCAGGAAACAUACACAAGAACCCAUAAAAUGAUCCCCAGAGCACCUGUGUAAUAUUUAGUAUCCACAGCUACUCAUUAAAAAGCACACAUCAUAUUUCA
Alosa alosa (allis shad) is the source of this 1813-nucleotide messenger RNA. RefSeq names its product t-complex-associated-testis-expressed 1 (gene drc5). Lineage: Eukaryota; Metazoa; Chordata; Actinopteri; Clupeiformes; Clupeidae. Gene Ontology annotation, cellular component: sperm flagellum. The transcript has 4 exons. The coding region runs from base 385 to 1746 and encodes 453 amino acids. Gene Ontology annotation, biological process: flagellated sperm motility. Gene Ontology annotation, molecular function: protein binding. The record is from RefSeq and is a predicted model, not a curated record.